Molecule: messenger RNA, 1392 nt
Organism: Pogoniulus pusillus (Red-fronted tinkerbird)
Lineage: Eukaryota; Metazoa; Chordata; Aves; Piciformes; Lybiidae
Product: hypoxanthine-guanine phosphoribosyltransferase-like
Exons: 9
Coding region: 1-645 (214 amino acids)
Biological process (GO): hypoxanthine metabolic process; purine ribonucleoside salvage; IMP salvage
Cellular component (GO): cytosol
Molecular function (GO): magnesium ion binding; hypoxanthine phosphoribosyltransferase activity
Source: RefSeq, a predicted model, not a curated record
AUGGCUCAUGGACUGCAGAUAAGAGAUGAAGAAAGUGGCUAUAACAAAAAUCUCUUCUGCAUUCCUAAGCAUUAUGAAGAAGAUUUAGAAAGAAUCUUCAUUCCUCAUGGACUCAUCCUGGACAGGACAGAACGUUUGGCUAGAGAUAUCAUGCAAGAUAUGGGAAGCCAUCAUAUUGUUGCACUCUGUGUCCUUAAAGGAGGAUAUAAAUUCUUUGCUGAUUUGCUGGACCAUAUAAAAGCACUGAAUCAAAAUGGUGAUAAAUCUGUGCCUAUUACUGUGGAUUUUGUUAGAAUAAAAAGCCACUGCAAUGAUUCAUCUGCAGAAAAAUUCAGUAUUGUUGUCGAGGAACUGUCUACACUAAAUGGGAAGAAUGUGCUAGUAGUAGAGGACGUUAUUGAGACUGGUAGAACAAUGAAAGCACUACUUUCAAAACUAAAAGACAAUGAACCAAAGAUGGUAAAAGUUGUGAGCCUGCUCGUCAAAAGGACAAGUCAAAACCCUGGUUACAGACCAGACUAUAUAGGCUUUGAAAUUCCAGAUAAAUUUGUUGUUGGCUAUGCUCUGGAUUAUAAUGAAUACUUCAGAGACCUAAAUCACAUCUGCAUUCUGAAAGAAAAAGCCAAAGAGAAAUACAGGAUCUGAUAACAUCAGUCUUCUGGAACAAUAGUUCAGUGGCAUGUACAGCUGUGUGGAUGAUUAAUAAGUAAUUUACUAAUUAUGCUUUGAAGAGUGAUGAUUUUCUAAAGAUAUGAUUUUACAUAUUUCGUUCCUAUGAUGCUUAUGUAAAAUAGCUUAAGGGUAAAUGAGUUGUGCUCAAAUUUUACUGAAACACAGACAGUACACUGGCCAUCAAAAGGCCAACCCUGGAAGGCUGGACUAGAUAACCCUUGAGGUCCCUUCCAGCCUAGUGUUGUAGGAACCUGUAUUCCGAGGGCAUCACACGGGAUACAGCCAAGACAAGUACAUGCAUAUCUAAUUAUGCCUGGGGUUUAAUUUACUGCAUGAUGCAACAUAUUAUGUAUAUUGUGUACAAACUGCACUGACUUUUACAUGAGUUUGUGUGUGUAAACGUAUGCACUUUGUUACAAAUAAGGAUUUAAGUACUCAAGGUUAAUUAACUGUACAGAGUGCAUAUCACAUGGAAAACGUACUUGGUUCUUUAGCUUAAUGCAAUGAAAAAGAAGUCAACAUUACAUUGAGAUUAGUUCUUACAUAUUCCAUGGAACAUGGGCCAUUUUAUCUUGUUUUUCAAGGGAUCAUGUGUUGACUGUACCACUGUGGUGUUACUUGAGAAGCAGGUAACCCUGACUGCCACCUGUUAAGCCUGUGUAAUAAACCAUUAAGGCAGGAAAUUCCACCUGCUGCUUGUGCGUCUAUAACAAGAGAUAG